Messenger RNA from Neopsephotus bourkii (Bourke's parrot), 1259 nucleotides. RefSeq names its product homocysteine inducible ER protein with ubiquitin like domain 1 (gene HERPUD1). Gene Ontology annotation, cellular component: endoplasmic reticulum membrane. The record is from RefSeq and is a predicted model, not a curated record. Lineage: Eukaryota; Metazoa; Chordata; Aves; Psittaciformes; Psittacidae. Gene Ontology annotation, molecular function: transmembrane transporter binding. Gene Ontology annotation, biological process: endoplasmic reticulum calcium ion homeostasis; endoplasmic reticulum unfolded protein response; ubiquitin-dependent protein catabolic process. The coding region runs from base 2 to 1153 and encodes 383 amino acids. The transcript has 8 exons.
CAUGGAGGGGUCUCUGUUGCUGCUCAUCCGCAGCCCCACGCAGCGGCAUCCGGACCUGCGUCUGCGCGCCGAGCCCACCUGGACUGUGCGGCGCCUCAAGGCCGAGCUGCGCGGCCUCGUUCCCGGGGCACCGCCUGAAGAGGACCAAAAACUGAUUUAUUGUGGUAAACUACUGCUGGAUCAUCAUUAUCUGAGAGAGUUGCUGCCGAAGCACGGGGAGUUGCAUGCUCUUCAUCUGGUAUACAAAUUCAGGACGCCUGCACAUGUGCAAGAAUCCAGUGUAGAGGUUAAAGCUGAUCAGCCAAAGUUGCCAUCAGAAGCUAGUCAAGAACCAGCUGUGUCUUCCUCAGAUGGUGAAAGACUGAGACGUUCUUCUGGUGGCCAGUCUUCAGCAGAAGUCAGUAAUAGGCUGGAAACAACUCAAUAUCCCUUCCAAAGUGUGGCUCCUGGCUUCUCUGUGUAUACAACCUACAACAUCCUUCAGAUGUCCUGGUUCCAUCAGAUCUAUGCAAGACAGUACUACUUGCAAUACUUGGCUUCUACUGCUGCAUCUGCUGACUCAUCCCAUGCACAACAUUCUCAAGAGAUUCCAGUGGCACCAGUGACAACACCAGCUCCUCUCCCAGACACAUUUCCUGCACAAAAUCAGCCUGGAAACCAGAAUGCUGCUGCUCAGGAUAACGCAGUGGCCAACCGUAACUUGCAAAUGAAUGCACAAGGGGGUCGCCUCAUGGAGGAAGAGGAGGAGGCUGGCCGUCGAGAUUGGUUGGACUGGCUUUACUCGGCAACGUUGUUCUAUGUAUUUGUCAACAUGAUCUAUUUCUACUCCAGUGUCAGCAGAUUCCUCCUGGUAAUGGGUGGCAGUAUCCUGAUGUACCUGCGCCAUGUUGGAUGGUUCCCAUUUAGACGAAGACCAGUUCAGCCCUUCCCAGGGAAUGCUCCUCCUCAAGCAGCUAUAAACCAGGACCAGAACAAUAACUUACAGGAGGGGAAUGCAGGUGGAGCAGGUGAAUCUGAGGCAUCUCCUGAUGAUGGCCAAGGCUUACAAGAGCUGCAGCAGACAAACCCCUCACUGAUGGGCACCGUGUGGGUUUUCUUCAAGACUUUCUUUGCAUCCCUCCUUCCAGAAGGGCUCGGAGUGACCCACAACUGACCUGUCACCAGUGUGCCUCUCUGACACUGCAAACCAGGGGAGAAAGUGGAUGACACGUCUGGCUUUCACUGACCAAGCAAAUAAAACUGCAAGAAGCCUUAAGUCA